GCGCCUGGGGACCAGGACGAGGGGGUGUGCGCCCUGCAGCAGCCGCCAUGGGGGGCGGAUUCAGGGCCUCGUGGAUUUUCCCCUUGGUCUUGGCUGGGUUCAUUCAGCCUAACCAGGGACAGGAGAAACAGAAGGUGGACUGUUACAACUCCGUGGAGGGAACAAUCUACAACUACGGGGCCGUCACCAUAGACGGGCGAGAGUACGUCCCCUUCAGGAAGUACAAAGGGAAGAUGAUCCUCUUCGUGAACGUGGCCACCUACUGAGGACUCACCCUGCAGUACCUGGAACUGAAUGCACUACACACGGAGCUGGCGCCCUACGGCCUCACCGUCCUGGGCUUCCCGAGCAACCAGUUUGGCAAGCAAGAGCCUGGCGAGAACGACGAAAUCCUCCCCGCGCUGAAAUACGUCCGGCCCGGGGGCGGCUUUGUCCCAAACUUCCAGCUCUUUCAGAAAGGGGAUGGGAAUGGGGAGAAGGAGCAGAAGUUCUACACCUUCCUGAAGAACUCCUGCCCGCCCGUGGUGGAAAGCUUCGGCGACCCCAAAAGGCUCUUCUGGGAACCCCUGAAGGUCCAUGACAUCAAGUGGAACUUUGAGAAGUUCCUGGUCGGCCCCACGGGGCAGCCUGUGAUGAGGUGGAGCCCCCGGACGAACAUGGCCGCGGUGAAGAACGACAUCGUGGAUUACAUGAGGCGGCAGGCCUUCCUCCUGGGGCGGCAGCAGGAGGGCAGGGAACGCUAAUGCAGAGAUGCGAGCGGCGAGGUUGGGCUGCUCCGGCUCUUGCCCCGGACCCGUGACAGAUGGGCUUGGAUAACGUGCAUCGUCUCACCCCUCCCCACCCAGCCGGCCACCCCGGGGAACCUCUCCUGCAGCCCUCGGCUCUUCAGAGGGCGAGGCCUCCCGCGCUGCUGUAUGCUUGGGCGCAGGUGCGUGAGAGCCGGGCCGGGGCUCCGGGCACUAGGAGAAGGCAUCACCGUGAAGGCCAGGUCUGAAAGCCCCCAAAGGGUGGACUUGGCCCAAGCCUGUGGGGGUGCAGAGCGGCCCUUCCAGUGCAUUCAGUCGCUCUGCAGGUUCCUCCGCAGGGAUGCGCUCUCCUCCCCCCCCAGGGAACCCAGCUCCUCCUCCCACGCCCGCCCACAGCCUGUGUAGAGCUGUAGCCAUGCAAAAUAAACACCUGUGCAAACGU
Molecule: messenger RNA, 1188 nt
Organism: Pelodiscus sinensis (Chinese soft-shelled turtle)
Lineage: Eukaryota; Metazoa; Chordata; Testudines; Trionychidae
Gene: GPX3
Product: glutathione peroxidase 3
Biological process (GO): response to oxidative stress
Molecular function (GO): glutathione peroxidase activity
Source: RefSeq, marked provisional